Messenger RNA from Asterias rubens (European starfish), 5981 nucleotides. RefSeq names its product Krueppel-like factor 6. Gene Ontology annotation, molecular function: RNA polymerase II cis-regulatory region sequence-specific DNA binding; DNA-binding transcription factor activity, RNA polymerase II-specific. Lineage: Eukaryota; Metazoa; Echinodermata; Asteroidea; Forcipulatida; Asteriidae. Gene Ontology annotation, biological process: regulation of transcription by RNA polymerase II. The record is from RefSeq and is a predicted model, not a curated record. The transcript has 3 exons. The coding region runs from base 256 to 1122 and encodes 288 amino acids.
UCCCUUGCAUCUCUCUCGCUCGGUUCUCGUGUGUUUUGGUAGCGGCGUGUGUGUGCUGUUUUGUAUGGACGCUUAGCUGGUUGACGAUUUCGAAAAGGGGGCAGGACAGGUUUCGGUGAUUUUUGUGGACCUCCAAAAAACAACCCAAGCCGAUCAUCUAGCCGUGCUGCUUGUACCACACAAACUGCGACUUCUCGUGAAUGUCUCCACUUGUCACUUUCUCUGUUGGACCUUGAUUUCCAGACCAGGAAAAUCAUGGACGUUUUCCCGAGCGGAGACAUUUUCCAGGAGUUGAAGGUAUUGCACGAGACGGGAUGCUAUUCAGCAUUGCCAUCGCUAGAGGAACAUUGGCAUCAGAACUGUCUGGAGAUGGAACGGUACCUAAAAGCCGAGCCUUGCCAAACACAAGACAAGAAGAUCAAAGAACCCGAGAAUCCUUGGAACAAAUUCAUCCUCUCGUGUCAACAGGUCAUCCGAGAAAAGGAGGUAGAGACACUACUAAGUCUAUCGGACAGUGAGAGCAACGAUAGUCGCUUCGACAUAGACACGAUGAGUCUAUCUAGCUCCAGUGGUGCAUCAUGGGACAGCUCUGGUGAACUUUCACCGUCACCGACCUCGACAGUAACUUGUGAUCCGUUCAGGGCCGAAUUUAAAGCAAAAGUCAGUACCGUUACGUUAACACCGCCCUCUUCCCCGGAGAUUGCACGAAUGAUGCCAGUGACUGUACCUAUGAACCAGUUGGUUGCCGUCAGCAUGGUGCAUAGUAACGGUACUAUUGUGGACAGGACAACUGUGCGGGUUCGGAGUGUGAACCCGGCCCGGUCCAUAGGUAAACGAGCGGAGUCACCCGACAGCAAACGUCGAAUCCAUAAGUGUCAAUUCACUGGUUGUAGGAAAGUGUAUACAAAAAGUUCACACUUGAAAGCCCAUCAGAGAACACACACAGGUGAGAAGCCAUACAAGUGUACGUGGGAAGGCUGUGAAUGGAGGUUCGCCCGUUCAGAUGAGCUGACUCGCCACUACCGCAAACACACCGGUGCCAAACCUUUUAAGUGCAAUAGCUGCGAUCGUUGCUUCUCCAGAUCUGACCACCUGGCACUCCAUAUGAAAAGGCAUCUUUGACGUCCAAGAUGCUCCCGGGGCCAGAGGUACCUGGCCAGUCAAAGCAUCGCCACCCUGUUGCAUCACAGAUGAUCUUGCCCUAUCAAAUGUUUCCUCGGAUUCUAGAAGUCGCUUGGAUCCUUCAGUUAAAUAGAAUCGUCUCGAGGUAUCGCCGAACGCUGUUCGUCGCGCUCUGGGCAAGUACGCUGUCCAAUCGUGAUCUGAGCCUAGAGUAGCAACAGUUUGGCAGGCAACGUCUCAUGAAAUGGCAGGCAAAAUCUCCUAAAAAAAUUGUUCUUCAUUAAAGAAGUGUUUUGAGGUGAAAUAACCCUUUGAGUGUCAAUGUGCAUGUAUGUCAGCGGCCUCCUCUAACUCUGCAAAAAAAGGUUAAGGGACACUUGUAAAACUGUACUGUAAUAUGAAUCAUUUAUACCAUGUGUUUGUACAUGUACGUAUGUUAUCGGAAAACCUAAAAAAUUAUAACAAUUUAAUUAAAUAUACAGUAUAUAUCAAAUAUAUGAAGAAGAAAAAAACCUUUGGUGGAGGUACAGUGAAAGGCACAUAAAAAAAUAGAUGUUUCAAAUCUGUCUUAAAAAAGUCAAAAAUAUUGGUGAAUCUAAAAAAUGUACAAAUUGUAAAAAAAGAUUUAGUUUUCUUUUACUAUGAAAUAUGCGUCUAUUAUAUUUUUGUUUUUUGAACAUACUUGUUUAUUCCUUUUGUACAAAAAUGUUUGUUCUUUAUCAUUAAAAACUAUCUUGAAAUUCUUCUUUAAAAACAAAAUGAACGUUAUUUGACUGUGGCUUGUGGCGGCCAUGAUGUCGCCCUGACAUGCAGGGAGCUCAUUGUCAGUUGAGAGGCAUUUGUAGCCCCCAUGAAUUACAGGAGUGAAAACUAAUAUCAUUCCGUCUCGAGAAGCCGAUCUCAAAACCCUCGGAGGAAACAUCUCAUCAGAGUUAUCCUGGAAACGGUGCAGUUGCCUAGCAACACUCCAAAUGUGUAAUACAUAUUGUGACAACUGUUGCCGGGGCUUGCAGUGUCUCGGGGUGCUCGUUUGGUUGGGGAAAUAAGAAGUGGGGGUUGAGGGGGGAAUUAUUCAUGUUCCUUGCACAUUGAAGACAUUAUCAUCAGGGGGUAGUCGAGCGGAAGGCACUUUUAGAUCCCUGCGGUUUGUGUACUGUGUACACUGAAUAUUCAUCAUGGGGACUGUGCUCGUAUGGGUUUGUUCAGUAGUAUCCAUGUGUGGGUCCUAGCCAAUGAUUGCAAGUUGAUUUAGGUAUUUGUGUGUAACACUUCCUGUUCACCUGCCUUGUUACCAUGGUAAUGAGAAAGAGCCCCCCCCAGUCAACAACGACCCCCAAGUCUGCUGCAUUUUGGGUUAAACCAAUGAUCUUCUGAACUGCCUUAUUCUAUGUGAAUCUUUAGACCUAGAUCUUUAGAUGUGUGUAGCUCAGAUUUUGCUCCAGUAAGCUUUUGGAUACAGUUGGUAACUUUAUACCCACGAAGACAAUGUUGCUUGUUUUUCUAUAAUGCAUCUGUAAUAGUCAUCCGCAAGACAAUUUUAAAGAAAGUAAACAAUAAUGUUACACCCUAUAGUAUGUUGGUGAUCAACCGUUUCCCAUUUGCAGAAGUAUUUGUGAGUCAGUUUUUUGUCAGGAUUUAAAAAUAGUGUGUCCAAUUCUUUCAUUUAAACAUUUUUGACAUGUAAACGAAAAACUGACUAAAAGUAUUGUCUGCAUCGGACGCAGUGUGACCAAAAGACAUGCAGACACACUUCUGGCUGUCAUCCACAAGGGUGUUAUUUGAACGGUUUCAGUGAUGUAAGGAAAAUGUUGUCAGUUUGCCAAAAGUGUUUACUGUUUUUCUAAAAAUGUCAUAAAUAUUCACGCUUGUAAAAGUGCUCUUGCUUAACUAAAAAUGUUGCUCAUGGGAAUGAGAUCGUGUGUGCUUCAUUACCAUCUCUACUCUUCCAAAUCGUUGAAAAUGUAAGAUUGGGCUGUUAUUAUGUGACACUCGUAUGAGGUAAAAGUACAAACUUGUAAUUGAGCGUGCGAUGCAUGUAAAAAAAGCAACUUGCCAGCAUGGAGCAUGAAGCAUGUACUUAAAGUCAGCAAUAGUAAUGGAGGCGAACAUGGGUGAGGAAUUCUGAACAGCAACUCGGACAGCACCUCCCCCCCCCCCCACCCCAUACUUUUAGAAAAAUGAAACUUCAAUCGUUGUGUAAAUGUUAUGUAUCAUACACAAAAAUGUGCAUCAUGUACUGUACAAAGCAUAUGCAGCAAUCUAUCUCAAGACGAUUGGUAUUUAAGCCGCUGUACAGUUUACCUUUUAACAACUUGUCGUUCAAUAUAGUUUGGGUGUUUAAAGUUACUCCAACCCACAACUCACCGUUCAGAUUAUUUUUUACUCAACUGGAUCAAGACUCUAUAGAUUAUUUUUAUUCCAAGUGGCCUUAUGUUUACUGUUGAUGUACAUGGUGCUGUGUAGCUGUAGAUUUGGUGGAUAUCUAUUAGGGGGUGGGAGUCUAUUUCAGUUAUUCUCGUACUCGUCUGUGAAUUUAAAGGAAACUAAAGACGUGUACUGGUUAUUCAAUUGAGAAGCAGCUGGUGUGUGUACUUGAGUGGGUAUGAUAAUUGAUGUUUAGCAUUUAAAAUAGAAAUUGAUCUGUAAAAAAAAAAAGAGUGUUUUGUCUUAGAUGCUUAUGAUGGAUUAUCGCCCAAUGGUCGCCCAAAAUUUCCUAGAAGGGAAGGAGUUAUAUUUGCAUGAUUGUUUUUGUACUUGGAGGGGCCUUAGUUACACUACAGUGACUUGAAAGCUGGCCGGGGUCAACCUUUUAAAAGAGACUUUUGCUUCUUUGCAAGGCUCUUUGAAGUGUGGGAAAAUAAUUUCUAACAUUGAAGGUUGUAGAAUGCCAGGUAUUUCUUUUUGUGAUGAGGCAGCCAUGCAUGCAAGUUGAAACUGUGCUUGGGAAACCUUGCAAUAAGUUAUGGUGCUGUAGUCACUCUAUGGUGCAGUGUAGGUCCUUCCUUUAGGCUGUGGGAUUUGCCCCAGAGGCAAGGUCGCCCAGUCUAGGUAUAAAAAACCCAGGCUCCCAGGGUUUCCAUUCUUUCCCUGUGUGAGAGAGAAACACCUACAAACAUUGUAUUGUAGACAACCAACUAUGCAUGGAAUGCAAGAGGCGGGGCUUAGUGGUAUUCAUUUGUUGUACACUGUGAGCUGAUUGGACUUUCAAAAAUGUAGGCGUGGCAAAGGGGGACCUCUGAGGUCAGUCAGGUCACCAGAAAUUUUUCUCUUUCGCUUUUGGUAUUGACAUCAGGGGGAACCAAACCUUAAAACUCACUGGUAUGCAAACAAAAUACACUGGGAUCAUUGUUGGUUUUAUUGAAAAGAUUAGUGUUGAUAUAAAACCAUGCAACCACUGGUACUGAAUGGUUUUUUAAUGACCUAUGCAUGUGCACUAUGGCAUACCCUUGAGCAAUAUGGUCACUGUAUGUGCACUACAUGAAGACCAAAAUAUCUCACAAGUCACAGGCUCUUGGGGUUUGUAGGGCACAGAGCAAACACUUGUCUUGUUUACAGCCUCUCAGUCUCACUGGUUGCUGGGCACUAACUUCCUUUUUUUUAUGGUAUGUUUGUGGUUUUGCCAUUUCAUUGAAAUGCAGAAAGAAUCCUGGCUUCAAUGCAUUGUAUAGGACCUUAAUCAGCGACCAUCUUGAUUUUUUCCCAUUCAAACCAAUGAAGCCAAACCAAGGCUGGAAGGAGAAAAAGUCUGGUUCCUUUUUGUGCAACAAAUAUUAGCAUCCUUUACUGUUAUUGGAUACAAGGAACAAGACCAAGAUGGUGGCAGUCAUAUUUCAUAAUCUUUCUGCCUGUGGUUGUGUGGUAACAGUUGCACUUUGGGUCACAAAAAAACAACAACAUGGUAUGAUGUCAAUGUAUUCAAAACAAAACAUUUCCUGUGAGAAAUCUACUUUCAUAAUAGCUGAUUACAAAACUCGAUACAAUUUGGCUGCUUCAUAAUCAAAUCUUAUUGAGCCAAGUCAUUCUCAAUUUCUCCCCAUUGCAUGUGUCGUUGAAUUUCAAUAACUUAAAAACAAACCUCACAACCAGAUGUUUUCCAGUAGACUGUUACUCAUCUUGGCUGUAUUCCUCUGUUUCCAUGGGGAGGUUGGGGAAUUUACAGCCAAGACCUUGGGUAAAGACUGACUCAGAGGCUAAGAUAUGACAUUCUGCAUUCAAGGAAUAAAUGGCAAUUCCCACAGGCUCUGUUUGGAUGAGUGAAGCUUUGGGUGAUGGGAGAAUGACCAAAGCUAUACAGUGUACAGUAAUGUAUGCUGCUGAAUAUGCUCAUAGUCCAAAGCUAGACGUUGCAUGAUUUUAUUUACUCAUAGCCGUAGUCGUAGAUUCGUAGAAUAGAUUCUGUCACUGUAUCUACACUAAAUACCAAACAGUGUUUGACUUGACACUGUUUUUAGAGUCAGUCGAUGGAGUAAUUUCAAAUGAACUUGAAUAUUUCUUUUUUUACUCGCUCUUUGAUGCACUGAAAUUGAUUCGUUAAAGGAUUUCAUUAGGAAAUCAUGACGUCGCAAACUUCUGGUGGAGUCGCUGUUUGGUGUAAAAUGUGUAAUACUGUUAUUUACUAUGAACUUUGGAAUUUACAAACUGAAGUUUGAGAAAUAAUUUUGACAUGAUUUUAGUGAUUAAUAUAAUGAUUGAUAGUAAGCUUAAUAGUCAUGAUAAAUUAAAGAAGAAAAAAAUGUUGGGCAUGAGGUUUUUUAUUGGAAGACAUGAAUUUGAUAAGAUUUGUAUUUCUUGUCGGUUUGGUCUUUUUCGGAGGCCUCAAUUAUGCCCAACAGCCAAAAAAAAAUUAAAUGAAAAAAAAA